AUGAGGGGUCCUAAAUAUGUGGAAUAGGAUAUUAUAAAAAAAGUGUGCUAUGCUGAAUAGUUCCAACAGCAUAAAUUCAAACUUUUAAAUACAAGAUCAGAUCCCCAUCUUUCAAAAAAAGUAUAGCAUUCUCAAACUUUAGCAAAUUUUAUUAGACAAUGAUAAGUAUUAGUAAAUAAGGGCGAACAAAUUUUAUACGAAACUGUAAGUGGAUUUACAGAAGGAAUAACGUCUCUUUAAGGAGAAUGCCAAGAUUUUAAAUCGCAUUGUGGAUAUAGGAAAUUAAAAAACAUAUUCAUCAAUGCCAAAAAGAUCUGUCACUCGUCAAAGUUCAGCCAACUCUAUCAAAUCUCUUAAUUUAUCUUAUAGGAAACAAGAAGCUAAAAAAAUUGUAGGAGAAAAUGAAAAAUUAAUCUAGCGGUUAUAAAGAACUCCAUCAUCCUUUAGAAAUAAAGACACUUUACUAAAGGACUAUAAGAAGUAAGAAUCUCAUAUAUAUAUUCAAGAACAUUGGAAUUAAAAAAUAGAAUUUCUAAAUAUUCGUAAUAAAAUCAGUAAAAGAUGGGUAAAAUCGUUGAGAGGCUAACAAAAACAACUACAAAUCCAAAAUACUCUAAAACAAAUCAAAGCAGAACCAGUGCUCCAACAUAUAAGAAUUCAGCUUUGUCUAAAUUAAGAAUUGAGCCUGAUUCCUAAUAAUAAAAAUUGUAAUUUCCAAGAAUUAAAUGAAG
Paramecium octaurelia is the source of this 731-nucleotide messenger RNA. Lineage: Eukaryota; Ciliophora; Oligohymenophorea; Peniculida; Parameciidae. The record is from the annotation of a GenBank genome assembly.